Solenopsis invicta (red fire ant) is the source of this 1291-nucleotide messenger RNA. RefSeq names its product aldo-keto reductase family 1 member B1. Lineage: Eukaryota; Metazoa; Arthropoda; Insecta; Hymenoptera; Formicidae. The coding region runs from base 109 to 1071 and encodes 320 amino acids. Gene Ontology annotation, molecular function: aldose reductase (NADPH) activity. The transcript has 5 exons. Gene Ontology annotation, cellular component: cytosol. The record is from RefSeq and is a predicted model, not a curated record.
UGCGAAGCCACUAGUAUUGCACUACAUUGCACCGUUGGUUAGACUGGGUGAUUCCACGUGGCAGCGUAGACUCCAAUAUUUUUCUGUAAUCGUCCACGCCGGUGACACAUGAUCAGAAUGGUCCUGAGCUCUCCGAAAGUAAAAUUUUACAACGGCAACGAAGUGCCAAUCUUCGGCCUGGGAACGUGGAAGUCUAAACCAGGAGAAGUUACGCAAGCUGUAAAAGAUGCCAUUGACAUUGGCUACAGACACAUCGAUGGUGCUCAUGUGUAUGGUAAUGAGAAGGAAGUCGGCGUCGCCAUUAAGGACAAAAUAGCGGAGGGCGUUGUGAAGAGAGAAGAUCUGUUCGUCACUAGCAAGCUGUGGAAUACUUUUCACAAGCCUGAUCUAGUUGAGCCAGCCCUAAAACAAACGCUAGCUGAUCUUGGCCUUGAUUACGUAGAUCUUUAUUUAAUUCACUGGCCAUUUGGAUACAAAGAGGGCACAGAGCUUUUCCCUACAAAUCCCGACGGUAGCACGGCACUCAGCGACGUAGAUUAUCUUGAUACUUGGAAAGCAAUGGAAAAUGUAUUGGCCAAAGGUCUGACGAAAAAUAUUGGUGUCAGUAAUUUUAAUUCCGAGCAGAUUACCAGGUUACUCAAAAAUGCAACGGUUAAACCUGUUACAAAUCAGGUUGAAUGUCAUCCAUACUUGACACAAAAAAAACUGUCAGAUUUCUGUAAGGAAAAGGACAUCCUUAUUACAGCGUACAGUCCACUUGGAUCACCAGACAGGCCGUGGGCCAAGCCAGACGAUCCAAAAUUAUUGGAUGACAAGAAAUUAAUUGAACUUGGACAGAAGUACAAGAAGACUCCUGCACAAAUACUGAUUCGUUAUCAAAUAGAUCGUGGCCAUAUAGUGAUCCCCAAGUCAGUUACCAAGUCACGAAUCGCUCAGAACAUGGAGGUAUUUGACUUUAAACUUUCACCUGAAGACAUUGCUUAUAUUGACACCUUUGAUUGCAACGGAAGAAUUUGUCCAGUAGAAGGUGGGCGUUCCAGUCCCUAUUACCCGUUUAAUAUUCCAUUCUAAUCAAAAUGAAAGAGUAAGAUUACGAUAUAUCUACGUUCGUCAUUUACUAAACUUUUUGCAUUGAAAUAUAUUUUUUAAUUACUGAUUAAUUUGUGCAUACACAUAGAUUUCAAUAUUACAUUAGAUCGCUAACAGUGGUCAAUAAGUUUUAGUAAUCGAGUUUGUUAAUCAAUUUUAGCUAUUUUUAAAAAACGCUUGUAAAAGUAAUUCAAGAAAACAA